Molecule: messenger RNA, 999 nt
Organism: Cyprinodon variegatus (sheepshead minnow)
Lineage: Eukaryota; Metazoa; Chordata; Actinopteri; Cyprinodontiformes; Cyprinodontidae
Product: hepatic leukemia factor-like
Exons: 3
Coding region: 256-984 (242 amino acids)
Biological process (GO): regulation of transcription by RNA polymerase II
Cellular component (GO): nucleus
Molecular function (GO): DNA-binding transcription factor activity, RNA polymerase II-specific; RNA polymerase II cis-regulatory region sequence-specific DNA binding
Source: RefSeq, a predicted model, not a curated record
UGCCCCAGCCUCUCCGCCUCAGCGCCCCGCCGUCAGACAGACACCGAGCCGCUCACCGUCCUGCUCCUGCCGCCGCUGCUGCCGCUGAGCGGAGUCUGCUCCUCCAUCUGAGUCCCGGCCUCUUUUCUUCCACUUGCGUGGGUUGCUCCAAGGACCGGCCUUCGAGUUUUUUUUAUUUUAUUUUAUUUUAUUUAUUUUUACUACGUGGUUGGAGGACAUUAUUAUUUUGUCCACUCCUGCUGUCCUUCAAGUGAAAUGGAGAAAAUGGCCAGACCUCUUCCUUUAAACCCAACUUUCCUGCCGCCGACCCACGGCGUCCUGAAAUCCCUGCUGGAAAACCCGCUCAAGCUGCCGUUUCACCGCGAUGAAGGGUUUGGGAAGGAGGAGAAGAAGGAGAAGAAGCUGGAUGAUGAGAGCAGCGCCGCCAGCCACCCGCAGUCGGCCUUCCUCGGCCCCACCCUGUGGGACAAGACCCUGCCCUACGAUGGCGACAACUUCCAGCUGGAGUACAUGGACCUGGAGGAGUUCCUGUCUGAAAACGGCAUCCCUGCCAACACGGCGCAGGGCGAGCAGGCCCCGCCGGCGGCGCAGCCGUCUCAGGCCCCGCUGCAGCAGGUGCCCCCACCGGUGCCGCCCACACCCUCGGUGGUGGACCUCAGCAGCCGCGCCUCCGUGUCGGUCCACGCGGCCCUGCCGCCUCAGACCUGCCGGCACAGCCCCUCCACCGCAGCGCUGCCUUCUGCCAGAGACACCCCCAGUCCCAUCGAUCCCGAGUCCAUCCAGGUCCCGGUGACCUACGAGCCCGACCCGGCAGACCUGGCCCUGUCCAGCGUUCCUGGUCAGGAAAUGUUCGACCCGAGGAAACGCAAGUUCUCUGCGGAGGAGCUGAAGCCACAGCCGAUGAUCAAGAAAGCCAGAAAGGUCUUCAUCCCUGAGGACCUGAAGGUGAGAGAAAGUUCUCCAUCGGGUCGGUUCUCAGGUUGAAUUAGUAAAUUAACA